This is a messenger RNA of Racocetra fulgida, 816 nucleotides long. The record is from the annotation of a GenBank genome assembly. Lineage: Eukaryota; Fungi; Glomeromycota; Glomeromycetes; Diversisporales; Gigasporaceae.
GGCCUAAAAAAAACCAAGAAUCAGUACCAAAAAGAGGUUUUAAAGACUCAUAACGACAAUAGCAGUGAAUUUAAUGAUAUCGAAGAUCGUGAUGGAGAAAUAAGUAUUUUAAGAAUUGAAGAAGCGAAUGAUGUUAUUACAAAGCUAAUGCAAGCAGUUUCAGAAGUAACUACCCAUCGCCCGCUUGUGUAUAUUGGAAAUUCGGUAAGAACCAGAAGGUGGCGAAGACAAAUACAGAGGAAAGCUGCGGUUGGAACACCUAAUGACUCUGAAACUUCUGAAAGCAAUUUUGAAGUCGGAACUGCUAAAGAUCACAUGAUAUAUAUUGAGAAAUUGGAAAUUAAGAGUAAUAAAUAUAAUGAGGUGGAAAAAGCUCGUCUCUAUGCAAUUUUAUCUUAUUUUCAUCUUGUAGAACAAGUAAGAAAAGGACUGUAUAUGGACGGGCAUGAACAAGCAGAUGUGGUGGCCUACCGAGAAAGAUUUUUGGAAAAAAUAGCAGAAUAUGAAGCACAAAUGGUAGUUUUUUCUGGUGAAAAUAUGGAAGAAGAGACUCGACCAGCUUCUCAGAUCAUAAUUUUGGUAACACAUAAUAAGUAUAUUUUUUCAACGUAUAAUGGAAGGCAUUGGUUAUGGAUGCCAGAAGGUGAACAACCACUUUGUAAAAAAGAUCAAGGACGGUCAUUUCAUGUGAGUGAAUUUCUUACUGACAUUGCUGGACGUUUAGUACUGUGUGAAGAAGAUAAGGAUGCUUUUCCUGAACUUCCGUCAGAAGCAUACAUUAUAAGUUACCCGAGUAAAGAUGAUGAUAAAUGGUAG